GAACAAAGGGAAAAGUUGGGGGAUUUAUUCUUUAAGCAAAUCCCUUUAUCAAAGUUCCUGCCUUGCAUUCUACGUCUCUCUUCUCCUCUUUUUGGUCCUCUCCAAAUUUAGAAGUUGCUUCCAUUUUAAAAAAACGCCUGCAUAUCCUUGCAUUUUGGGUGCAGACACUAAACCUUAUACGUAAUGUCUCAUAGCUUGCCCGCCUAGGGAAAGAGGGUGCGAAAAGUGGAGAUACUCUCUGGAUAUUAGUGUCAAAGUCACAAUGGUUAAGUCUCUUCUCCCUAGGCAAAGUGCAGAGGACUACGUAUGUGUUGGCUAGUUUGGGUGGAUAAUUCGGGAACUUCGGUUCAUUCCAACAACUCAGAUGCUGAGAUUUUAGUGGGUAUGCAAGGCUAUGGAUGUUCGUCGCUUUAGUGAAGGAGAUAUGGAUAGCAGCGCAAGUAGAAGCAGUGGCAACGAGAGGGAGAAUGCCAUCUUGAAUUCCAAGGCUGAGUCUUGUUGUGGCCAGUUCCGAAAUGGCUCUAACCCUUGGAUGGCCAGAUAUUUGUAUGCUUUGAUGUUUCUAGUUUGUAAUCUACUGGCUUGGGUUUCUCGGGAUUAUGGCUAUGGUGCCCUCAAAGAAAUGGAGAGAUUAGAAGGAUGCCACGGUGCACAAGAUUGUUUGGGCACAGAAGGAGUCUUGCGGGUCAGCUUGGGAUGCUUCACCUUCUACUUACUAAUGUUUCUAUCAACUGUCUGCACGUCAAAGUUGCAAGAGCCUAGAAAUGCAUGGCAUUCCGGGUGGUGGUCAGUCAAGACUGUCCUCUUGAUUACCUUGAUUAUUGUCCCCUUUCUGGUUCCUUCAGCCUUUAUCCGGAUCUAUGGAGAAGUCGCACAUUUUGGUGCCGGGGUUUUUCUUCUCGUUCAGCUUGUAAGUAUAAUCAGUUUCAUCAUGUGGCUGGACGAUUGCUGUCGCUCUGAUAAAUAUGCGGAGAAGUGCUACAUCCAGAAGAUAUUACUUGCAGCUACUGCAUAUGUUGUUUGCAUUGGGGGGAUCAUCUUAAUGUACAUCUGGUAUGCACCGGACACAUCCUGUCUACUUAACAUUUUCUUCAUCACUUGGACUCUUGUGCUACUGCAACUCAUGACCAGCGUCUCUCUGCACCCUAAAGUCAAUGCCGGCUUCUUGAUUCCUGGUCUCAUGGGACUCUAUGUUGUGUUUAUCUGCUGGUGUGCCAUUCGGAGUGAACCGGCGGGAGAAAGUUGCAACAGGAAAGCUGAAGCUUCCCACAGUACUGACUGGCUCACAAUCAUAAGCUUCAUUGUAGCGAUGCUUGCCAUUGUCAUUGCUACCUUUUCAACUGGAAUCGACUCCCAAUGCUUUCAGUUCGUGAAGACUCAAGAGAGAGCUGCCAGUGACGUCCCAUAUGGCUACGGCUUCUUCCAUUUUGUUUUCGCCACAGGAGCGAUGUACUUUGGAAUGCUGUUUAUUGGCUGGAACAGUCACUACCCAAUGAAGAAGUGGACCAUUGACGUGGGAUGGACGAGCACUUGGGUCAAAAUCGUCAACGAGUGGGUCGCAGUCUGCGUUUUCAUAUGGAUGCUCGUAGCACCAGUUGUGUGGAAGUGCAGGCAAGCUGGCGGAGCCACAUGAGCAGUCUGGAAGUUCCAAAGCUGCAGUUACAUAAAAGUAAUGCAUGGCGUCAUCCAACUUGUGCAGAUGCAAUAGUAUAUUGAUCCCUCGAGUACCCCACCGGAUAAUUCGGUGGAUAGAGUAGGAAGCAGUUGAGCGGUUCUGGCCCAGGAUGAAAGAGUUUGACGACGCGAAACGCCUCCUGGCUUUCACUUUUGCCGAUGUCAUAGCUAGGAAGCCAACUACGUUGGUUAAAUUAGUGCAGAAUCUUGCUGCUGUUUCGGCUUACGCAAGAACAGAAAGGAUACAUAGUGAUAGUAUGCCGCAUCACGAUUCACACCCGUGAUUCAUUCAUGAUGAUGUAGAUUGCAUUCAUGGGUUCGCAUUCGGAAGUUCUUCAUGAUAGAGACAUACAAGAUCGCCAAGGAAAUUAUUCGAACAUAAGCUCGAGAAGAGAUUCCGGGUGCUUUUGAUUCUUGUUA
Messenger RNA from Eucalyptus grandis, 2094 nucleotides. RefSeq names its product probable serine incorporator. Gene Ontology annotation, cellular component: membrane. Bases 395 to 1633 code for a protein of 412 amino acids. The record is from RefSeq and is a predicted model, not a curated record. The transcript is spliced from 13 exons. Lineage: Eukaryota; Viridiplantae; Streptophyta; Magnoliopsida; Myrtales; Myrtaceae.